AUGAAACUGGGGUUGUCCUCCCCGGCAGAUCAACGUGAAAAAGAUGUGGCCAUCAUUCCUGUCACAUCGGCAGUACAAUCAUUCCCUUGUAUAUUGAAGAGGAGGUGCAUUGUUUCAGAUCCAUCUUCAGAAGUGCUCGAAUCAGCAGAUCUUCUACGAGAGAUCCUUGUGAAGCUUCCGCCAAAAACUGUCUUUGGUUUUACGUUAGUAUCAAGUCACUGGAAUAAGACUAUAACGGAUCCAGAACUUACAUGUCUUCUGAAGGUUCCUCGGAAUCCAUCAGCUGUUUUUGUCAGAAGACUGGUACUGCAGGAGGACCAUGAUGUUGUCAAAUACACCCAUAUUCCUCUUGAGGGUGUCACUAGAGGUGGUCGUGUACGGGUUAGACGUAGUCCUCUAAGCCUGAAUUUGAUGGAAGAAGAAGAAUUCAACCAGGCCUCUUUCGUGAUUCAACAUUCGAGCAACGGCCUUAUGAUUUGUUCAUCAUGUAACGGCAGACGUUACUUCUUGUUUAACCCCACUACUAAGAAGCGUGUUAAAAUUCCGUUGCUAAUUAAUUUUUGUUAUUGGGUCAUAUCAAUGCACAUAUCUUUUCUAGCCCCUGGCAGACAUAAAAUCAUUGCUGUGUAUCUUCCCACAUAUCGUGGUGACAGAUUGAAACUUCUGGUCCUGGAGCCUAAUCAAAACCAGCUGCAAUAUUGGAGAAACACGGGAGUGGAGUUUCCUGUCACAGGCACGGAAGUGGUUAAUUAUUGGUACGGUGUAGAUGUGGAUGGUGUAAUUUAUUGGCCAUGCUAUAAAUCAAGCGGACUCAUGUUUUUCGAUGUGAGGGAAGAGACUGUUCACUGGCUACCUGAGGUGCCGCACCCAUAUGAUAAAUUUUCUGGAUUGGCUUAUUUUGGUGAGUGCAAGGGUAAUUUGUGUAUGGUUGCAGAUGUUAGUAUGAGAAAGGGAACGUUCGACAUGCUGGAGCUGAAGACUGAUCGCUCCAUGUGGUUCAUUAAGUAUCACAUUGACCUCACAGGGAGAGUGAGUAGAGAUGAAAACCUUCAAAUACUUGUACUUGCUCUACUUCCUGGAGUAGAAGAGGAGAGCGAUUCAUAUUUAGUCAUCCACUUUCUUAGAGAAGUUGUAUCGAUCAACUUAAGAGACGGGACCAUCAGGAAACUGUGUGAUUUAGGAUUGCGAACCACAGAAUCGCGUCUUCUAAGAAGUGAACCAUGGCAUUACGUUCAUCCAUACAGGCAGAACCCAGUUUAUCCCAGACUAACCGCAUCUUAG
Molecule: messenger RNA, 1281 nt
Organism: Daucus carota subsp. sativus
Lineage: Eukaryota; Viridiplantae; Streptophyta; Magnoliopsida; Apiales; Apiaceae
Product: F-box protein At5g07610
Exons: 1
Coding region: 1-1281 (426 amino acids)
Molecular function (GO): protein binding
Source: RefSeq, a predicted model, not a curated record